Molecule: messenger RNA, 3885 nt
Organism: Chenopodium quinoa (quinoa)
Lineage: Eukaryota; Viridiplantae; Streptophyta; Magnoliopsida; Caryophyllales; Amaranthaceae
Exons: 13
Coding region: 388-3648 (1086 amino acids)
Source: RefSeq, a predicted model, not a curated record
CUGGGCUUUAGAACUGCCACUGGGCUUCAUAACUGCCACUGUGAUAUGCAUUUUAUCAAGAAAAACAUAUCACCCACUCUCUAAAAUUUGCUUCCCUUAUUUAUUUUAUAAAUAUUUUUUUUGUAUUUUCUCCAUUUCUAAUAAUCAAUUCUCUGUCAUUUUAUGUCUCCAUCUUACUCUAUCUGCCACAUGUUCGUUUUCCCUCUUUUAUCUCACCAAUCAUCACACCCAAAAUAUGCUCAGCUAAUCAACUCCAUGCAAAAGCCUAACAUAAACUGUCAACAAAUUUCACACAGUUGCUACUUUCUAAGCUCUUUUUGAUACUAAUUAUGUCAUUAUUUCACAAAAAAAUAAACCUUUUUUAAGCAUAUUUUUUGAUUUUAGAAAAUGGGUUUGAGGAGAAUUCCAUGGGGAGGUCUUUUACUGUGUUGGGUAUUCAGCAUUUUGUGCUUUAAAGCUGUAUGUGAUGUACCAGAGUAUACUGUAAAGUUCUUGCAGGGUCCCCCUCAGUUCUCUCGUCUGAACUCAGCUGCAUUUUCUUUUGAAGCUUUACUAGCAAACACAACACAAACUUGCUCCAACUGUAGCUUCAAUUGCAAGUUAAAUGAUGCUUUUUCCUCAAAUUGUGGGGGAAGGAAUGUUUCUUUUGUGGGCUUGCAGGAUGGAAAUCAUAGCUUGCAGGUCUGUGCCAAUGCAUCCCAAGGAGUUGGCUGUGCUAGUUAUAACUGGACUAUUGACACAAUUCAUCCUACAGCAUACAUUUCAGCUUCGACAUCUUUCACAAGCGCUCCCAAUUUCACUGCAUAUAUUUCCUUCAGUGAACCAUGUAAUGGUGGAGGUGGCUUUAGGUGCUUAUCUGUCAAUGCCUGCGACCUUCUUGUGUAUGGUUCUGGACAAGUUAUACCAAAUACACUUCAAACUAUCCAGCCAAACCUCAAAUAUUCAGUAGUUGUCAGUUUACCUAAUAAAGUUCAAUAUGGAAGGUCAAUACUUGUUAUGGAUAAAGGAUUCUGCACUGAUAUGGCAGGAAAUCGUUUCAUCCGACCAAUAAAUUCAAGUCUUAUUGUACAUUUUGAUAGAAGAAGUGUCUCUGUUAGCCUAAGAACCCAUGUUCCUGAAAAGCUAAUUCAGCUUGGCGGUGACACUAGAACUGUGCAGGCAACUAACAGUUUCAAGAAUCUCAAGGUCUAUCUUUAUUUUACAGAGCCUGUCUUAAAUACCUCAACAGAAAUUUUGAGUUCAAUCAAGACAACAGAGGGGACACUUCGCCCAAUAAAUGGAAGUAGCCUUGCCAAUAGAAGAUUUGGAUAUAUGAUUGAAAAUAUACCAAACAUUACCAUUGUCACAGUAAGCCUUAACUCAAGUCGUGUCCUCAGUAGACAGGGUUCUCCUGUUUCUUCAGUGGCUCCUGCUACAUUUUUAUAUGACACAAAGAGGCCAGCAGUGAGGUUGAGCACAACAUCUAAAAUGAAAACAAAAGAUAGUAGUAUUACAGUGUCAAUUAAGUUCCUGAAGCCAGUGUUCAAUUUCAAUUCUAGCCACAUUUCUGUUUCCGGAGGUCACCUAGAGAGCUUCGAAGAACUGACACGGAAUGUGUACGUUGCAUUUUUACAAGCCUAUGAGGGCAUCAUGUCUAUCAGCAUUCCUGAAAAUAUGACUGCAGAUGUUGCAGGGAAUCCAAAUUUGGCUUCUAAUGUUUUACUAGUGAGGCACUAUUCUUUGCCUAUGAUAUCAACCGUCUUUUGCAUAAUCGUUACAGCACUGUUCGUGGCAACAUGUUUGGUGGCUGGUCUACUGACUAUAUCCACAGCAAGCCUACAGUCUGCUGGGGCAUUUCCAAGAUCAUCAUCCUCACUGACUUCUGACCCUACUAAGAAUCUCUUUAGAAUAGCUUGUUACAUUCAAGUAUUUGCUUUUUCAAGGUGGCUAGCGGUCACUCUGCCUGUGGAGUAUUAUGAAUUCACUCGAGGCAUACAGUGGAGUGUUCCCUACCUUUGUCUUCCAUGGGAUAGCGACCAUUCUCAGCCCAUGUUUUUCACUCCAAACACCUCCGUAAGCUCACAUUUAUUUAAAAAUGGACUUAGCAGCAUUGCCCAAACAGUUCAAUCUGAGAAAGGCAGUCUUAAUAAAGCUGGAGUAAUUUAUGGUGCUCCACUGACUGCAAUGGAGUACAGGUCGUUCUUUGAGAGCCAAAAUAUUAUCCCAGAAGCAGAAUACAUAACACGCUCUGACAGUUUAUCCAGAUGGAAGGAUUUUGAGAGAACCAUGUUCUGGUUAGCUGUAAUCGGUGGCUGCUUGAUUCUACUUCAUUUUUUCCUUCUCUUAGUACUAAAACUCAGGAGAAAUUACUCAAGAAUGAAGACUUAUGGUGCUCUUGUUUUACCGCGAUUUGAGAUAUUCCUUACAAUUCUAGCUGUACCUUGCAUCUGUUAUGCUUCAGCUGCCUUAAUCAAAGGGAAAACAACUUCAGGGACCAUAAUUGGUGUUCUGCUGCUAAUUCUCAUGUCGUCUUUCCAAUUAGCCUUGUUUGUCUUCCUCUCAUAUGGGAUCACAUUGGGUUGGUUACUUCAGUACAAGGAAAUUCAUCAAGUAGGCCGAAAAUAUCAUUGGUAUCAAGAACUUGUCCGAGUUACUCUAGGUCCAGGUAAAAGGGGCCAAUGGACGUGGAAAACUCCUGAAAAUUCCAUAUACUUGGUCAAGUAUGGUCCUUUGUUUGAAGAUCUUCGAGGUCCACCAAAGUACAUGCUCUCAAUGAUCACUGGUGGAAGUCACAUGCCUGUGGACCGAAUUAUUGCCUCUGAAGACGAGACUGAAGAUGCUGAGGCACCCUUCAUUCAAAAAGUGUUUGGCAUCCUGAGAAUUUACUACACCUUCCUUGAAUCCAUAAGGCGGUUCCUGCUAGGAAUUUUAGCUGGUUUAUACUCAGAAAAAUCAUCCUCUAAGGCUCCUACUACUAUCUUGCUAUGCAUUACAUCUUUCCAGCUUUUCUUCCUAGUUCUUAAGAAGCCUUACAUCAAGAAAAAGGUGCAACUAGUUGAAAUCAUAUCUAUUGCUUGUGAAUUGGGCAUGUUUGCAGCUUGCUUAGCUCUAGUGGACCGGGAUUUCUCUAUCGAAGCUGAGAGAGGAAUAGGCAUAUUCAUGCUUUCUCUCUUUUUAUUCGGCUUCCUUUCUUUAAUGAUAAACGAGUGGUAUGCUUUAUAUAAGCAAAUACGAAAGCUUGACACUUCAUCAAAGAGAUCAUUCCUAGUGGGCUUAAGAACUGCUUUCGUUGGGUUCUUUCUGCUCUUUCUUCCUGAGAAACUGAUAGAAAACGUUGACAAGUGGCUGCCAGAGGACAAAGCAGAGCGACAUAACGGAGAAAUCAGUAGGCUGAAUUUAACAGGAGCUGGAAGUAACAGGAGCUCAAGGAGUAGGAGCUCAAGCACAACUGAUAAGCCUUGGUUGAAACAACUGAGAGAAAUGGCUAAGGCCAGUUUCAAAGACGGGAAUUGGAAUAAUGGAAAUGAUCCUUCAAGCAGCAAUUCCAAAUGGAGUGGGUUUUGGGGUGGGAAGAGCGGAAGUUCAUCAUCAAAGACUCCAUCGGCUGAUCUUAAGUCUAGGCCAAAGAGUUUGUACAAAGAUUUGGAAGCCAUUUUUGCAUCUAAGUAAGAUUUUUCUGUAUAUUUUUUUUAAAAUAUACUGUCAUUGUUACCCUAAAGUGGAUGUUUAUGAAUGUUGGGCACCACAGUUAGUAUGUAGAGGGUUUAUAAAGUUUGUCAAGCAUGAGGCAUGGAACUGAAAUAAUUUUUUUGAUAAUUGUAUCCCUUUGACACUCUUUACUAAUGUUGAUGUUUUUGAGAAAUGAGAGGUGAAAAAUUUACACCAAUUGUGAAUAUUUUUCUACCA